AAGUAUUUUUUUCUGAAUUAAGAUUUAAUUAGCAAUCUAGAGUUUAUCUCUUUUCGGAUCCUGGCGUAAACUGAGCCUGAAUACAGUUUAAUGGUUAUGCUUAUAUUUCGAUUAGUUUUCCUGGUUGUGGUAUGUGGAAGUAAUGUUACAAUUGGAGUGAAAAACACCGAAGGUGAUUUACUUGCGGAAGACAAUUUCGGCUUUAUAGACAAUGUCAACCCUGACAACAAUGGACAUGUAUUGGACAAUACCGUGAAUGGGAUUGUAAAUUCGCCAAUGAUUUUAGAUGACAACAUUGUGGAAGACACGGAAGAGAGUUCUUCAAAUGAUCUGCUUACACUCGACAUGGUGGAGCAAAGCGCGGUUACUUCAAAUAUCAUGCUGCAACCGAGCACACCAAAUCCAACAUCGUAUGGGUAUGGUAUAAAUCCAUUUUACAGUGAGGUACUAGAUUUAACAUUGGCACCAGAAAUCGAUGUCGUACUUCCCGAUAGCUUUGCCAUGACAAAUGAGGAUCACCCGAGCAAGCUGAGGAUGGGAAAUGAGGUGCAAAUAGACUUGAAACAGGCAUUCCCGAUUUUCAAUGAAACGACGCAAAAACCAGCAACAACCACCAAAAAAGACAACUCCCGAGUGCUGGGCCUCAGACCGUUUCACGGAAUUGCGAUACCACCCGGUGUCCCUAUUCCACCCGGUGUUCCUAUUCCACCCGGUGUUCCUAUUCCAUCCGGUGUCCCUAUUCCACCCGGUGUUCCUAUUCCUGCCGGUGUCCCUAUUCCACCCGGUGUCCCUAUUCCACCCGGUGUUCCUAUUCCACCCGGUGUUCCUAUUCCACCCGGUGUUCCUAUUCCACCCGGUGUUCCUAUUCCACCAGACGUGCCAGGCCAUUCAAGCACCUCAACAACGACAAAAUCAACAACGACUACGGUAACUAGCACGAAUUCCAGAUCAAUCGCACCGCAUCCACCAAUACCGAGACUGCUACAACCGAAAAAACCAACAGAACGUGCAAAACCUAAAACUUCAACAACCUUAAAACCGACGACUAUAAAAAGCAAACCAUCCAUACCUACGAAAAUAACGUCAACAAAAUCGACAAUUCAAGCUGGCAUGCCAAUGGAUUUUCAAAGAGGGAUGAUACCAGUAGUAGAUGUAGACUUUGGGCCGACAACUUCAUCACAAAAAAUCGAGCAUACAACAUCAAACAUUACGACAUUCGGAGCCGAUAACUCAAAAACCAUAGUGAUUGAAUUAAACCCAAUAGCAGGACGAGAUAUAUUUCAUAACACAAGUCUUAUCGAGAAAUUUAAUAACAGUGAUAAUUCGGAUACGCGUGAUCAAGUUACUGUAGUUUAUCGGAUGUGUGGAUACCCUUCUAUAUGCGAUCAAGAAACUUGCAUAUCACUUGACAUGAGUAGUGAUACCUUGGAAGAGUGUGAAAUACGGGGAGCGAAAGCAGGAUUCGUUUUUGUCGUAAUCAUUUUAUCACUAGCGAUUAUAGUAGGGAACAGUUUGCUACCGUUGGUACUGUGGAGAAAUCGAGAAUUGAGAAGUCAUCACAAUUUAAUGAAAGUUUCACUUGGAUUUGCUGACAUGAUAACUGGUUUGAUUCUCCUGUUCUCCGUCAUUCCCAAUGUUAUCCGUACGAUGCAAAGCACCGAACAACAGUUAGCUGAAGAGGAUAGAGAUAUGACGAAUUCAGCCCAAGCUAUAAUAGCCGGUUCAAUGCUAACUUUAUCAGCACAGGCUUCAUUGUUUCACUUGACAUAUCUCAGCGCUGAGCGUUUUGUUGCAAUUAAAUGGCCUUUGUGGCACCGAGUGAGAGGACCAAAGUCUCUUUCAUCGCAAAUUUUGUCGGUGUGGGCAGUUUCUAUCUUAGUGUCUUUUCUACCAGCUGCUUUCAAGUAUCAAUUCUCGUUUCGAUAUUUGCCUGUAUUAUUCGUCUACAUAAUGACAGCAAAUGGAUCCGAAACCAAUGCGGAAGGAACGGCCUAUAUUGUAAUAACCAUGGUGAUACCAUAUAUAGCCACGAUAACAUUUACGGCACUAACCGGGGUAGUAGUAUGGUGGAAGAUGAAAUCAACGGCACAUAUGAAGCGUUAUUCCACAAGAAAUCAUCGAACUACGAACGGUGGUAUAGGAUCCCAGACCACUUCCGGGUUCAAACUAGCGAGUAACGGACGAUAUCAAUGGGAUGAUGCCGAUAACACAAAACCGGAACUAAAGCCGGAAGUAGCAGUGUUGAAGACCCUAACGAUUAUGAUUGCUGCCUUUAGCAUAACACUACUUCCUUUCAUAAUAGUUGUGAUUCUAUUCUACGGUAAACAACUGGACUGCGUAAACUACUCUAUGCCAUACACAAUUGCCUUCUACGCCUGUAUGUCGAACAGUUUUGUAAAUGUAUUGAUAUAUACAGUACGAGACCAAAAAUUCCGAAACGGUUUACAUAAUGUCUUUCGACGACGAGGGGCUAGUCAAAUAUGGAGCUCUAAUUCCAAUCAAGGGAAAAAAGGAAUGACGGUAAGCACCAGUAUCGAACUCACACCCCAUCCAAUACAAAUGGAGAAUGGAGAGAAAUUUUCAAGUAGAACGACUGGCAAAGAAAGAUGGGAAAGAGCCUUGGUAGGGAUGUGAAGGGUAAGAAGGAGAACCAGAACAACACAGUGUUGUGUGUGUCGACAAGACAGAAAAAUGAAGAGCGGGAUAUAUUGACACGACACCGCGAUGUAAAAAAAUAAUCUGAGAACUCUACCGGUCUCAAACUAAUGAAUCAAACAGAUAAGAUCCCAACAUUUAAACAAGGUACAACAAGGUACAUCAGUUUAAAAACAAGUCUACAGACAUAAUGAAUUGAAUUAGUGAACUAAUUGUACAGUAUUCUUUCAUUUUGAGAUAUUAUAACAAUCAGUAUGUGCAUUGAAUAUUUUUUUGUACAGAAUCCAACAUUCAGUGUUAUAUUUUAUCAAGUACAGCGGUAAAAUAAUCUAUUGCUGCUUUUUUUUAUUUUUUUUUAUCAAGAUCUUUUCAAUUCAUUCUUUUUAAUAAUUUUUUUACGAUUUUAUUGCACAUAAAUGGAGAUUUUCGAAUAAAAGUAUGCAAAAUGAGAGCAAAUAUGAUCUU
This is a messenger RNA of Styela clava, 3120 nucleotides long. Lineage: Eukaryota; Metazoa; Chordata; Ascidiacea; Stolidobranchia; Styelidae. The record is from RefSeq and is a predicted model, not a curated record.